UAUUGAUUUCCUCUUCCGGUAUUUCUAGUGUCGUAAGAGUCCAACCUAUUUCUGCUAAACACUCUAGCUUCUAAACAAAAGUAUAUGUAGUCGAAAUGUUAUAGAUCUAGAUCAAGGUCAUUGUUUGGCCCAGAUUCAAAAAAUGAGUAGGACAAUAGAUAUACUAAACUGACCUAUAGAUCUAGAUCUUUCUACUUUCAACUUUGUGAAGUGACAUAGCAAUAUGUCCAAUAUGUCAACAUAGACUGAAAGAGGAUGAUAGAGUCAAUUUAGUCUAGAAAUUCUAGUAUUUAGGUCCAUAACAGAAAGGUUUAGUCAAUUUAAUUGCUAUUCUAAAAUGUAUACGCUGUAAAUGUUUGAUGACUGUGGAUUAAGAAUUCGUAGUAAAGAUGCACAUUAGUUUAAAACUAGACUAGGUAACUGUAAGUAGACUUUUUAUUCUGCAUGAGAAGGUUUGUUUGAAAUAGAAAAAUGUCUAAAUUACCUGCGUGGACAGAGUCUACUGAGAAAAUGUCAACAGAACUAGACAACAUUUUUAAUUCCGGAGAUGAAGAGCUCUCUCCAGUUCCGAAACCAAAGUUAGUGUACUCGACCAUCAACAGAACAAACAGCCAGUUAAGGCUACUAGCUGAAAGCUUCAUAUUGCCUGGCCGUGAUUCCGCUGUUGAUCAAAUUAUGGUUGUGCUUCCGAAGUCAGAAGAAAAUAUUUCGGACUCUUGCCAAAUAGAAAGAGAGGUGUGGGGCUCUGGGUUAGAGUAUCUCUUGUCUUGUAUUGGAUUUGCUGUAGGACUAGGAAAUAUUUGGAGGUUUCCAUAUCUCUGUUAUAAGAGUGGAGGCGGAGCAUUUUUGAUUCCUUACUUUGCAUUCCUGGUUCUGUGUGGUUUUCCUUUAUUUUAUAUGGAGACAGCGUACGGGCAAUUUGCCAGCCUAAGUCCCAUUUCUGUGUGGAGAUUGAGUCCCCUUUUCAAAGGUAUUGGAUACGGCAUGGUGAUUAUCUGUACCAUAGUUUGUAUCUACUACAAUAUUAUUAUUUCCUGGACCUUCUACUAUAUCUACAUGAGUAUGAAUGCUACCCUGCCUUGGACAACAUGUGAGAACCACUGGAACACCUACAAGUGUGUGUCUAGCAUACAGGAAAAGUUCAAGAGUCUUAAUCAAAAUCAAACAAAUACAUCCCAGUUUCAAACAGCCAGCUUGGAAUUCUGGGAGCGAAAUGUUCUGCGUCAAUCGAAUGGCAUUGAGUCACUUGGGGAGAUUCGCUGGCCCUUGUUUUGGUGUCUGUUACUUGCUUGGUUCCUUGUGUUCUUAUGUCUGAGCAAAGGAGUCAAAUCCUCGGGAAAGGUUGUCUACUUCACAUCCUUGUUUCCUUACAUCGUAUUGACAGUUCUACUGGUCAGAGGCGUCACUUUGCCCGGGGCAAUGAUUGGAAUCCGUUUUUAUGUUAUUCCGGACUGGUCAAAGCUUCUAGACCUCAAAGUUUGGGGUGACGCUGCUGUGCAGAUCUUUUACUCUGUUGGAAUGGCCUGGGGAUCUCUGAUCACUAUGGCAAGCUAUAACAACUUUAAGCACAAUGUUUUUAGAGAUGCUAUGAUAGUGCCGAUUGUGAAUUGUGGUACGAGCGUCUUUGCUGGCUUCGUGAUCUUCUCGGUCCUGGGCUACAUGGCUCACGCCACUGACACCGCUAUCAAUCAAGUGGUUGACCAAGGUCCAGGGCUAAUCUUUGUUGUCUACCCUGAAGCUAUCAGCAAACUGCCUGUACCACAGCUGUGGUCUGUCAUGUUCUUUCUUAUGAUCUUCACCGUUGGUAUCGACAGCCAGUUUGGAAUGUUUGAGACGUUGACCAGCGCUCUUGUUGACGAAUAUCCACGACUCCUGCGCAGGAGAAAAACUCUUGUGACUGGAACGUUGUGUUUAGUGGAGUUUUUUCUGGGUAUUCCCAUGAUUUGUCAGGGUGGCAUCUACAUACUUCAAAUCAUUGACUGGUACAGUGCCUCGUUCUCUCUUAUGCUACUCUCGUUUAUGGAAUGUAUUGUCAUCUCCUGGAUCUAUGGUAUCAACAGGUUUCUUAAAGAUAUUGAACUGAUGCUGGGCAAGAAACCUUUUAUUUACUGGAAGAUUAUGUGGAAAUUUAUUACUCCAACUAUCAUUUUAUUUACUUGGGGAUUCAGUGUAAGUAAUAUCGGCACAGUCACACUUGGUCAGUAUAGGUACCCAACCUGGGCCAUCCUAACAGGCUGGAUGUGUGGGGUGUGUUCCCUCAUACCUGUCCCACUUACAGCAAUCAUAGCCGUGAGCAGAGACAAAUCUGGGACUUUUGUUCAGAGGGUCCGUAGACUUGCCCAGCCAGCACCGAACUGGGGCCCUUCACAAGCAGCUGACAAAGAACGCUAUUACAACUCUAUGGACGAUGCAGAAUUCGAACGUUACGAAGCAGCACUGUUAAAUGUCGAUCUAAAAAGCUACGCAAAGAUGAAAAAAAUGAGUUCUUUCAGUGAUUCUCCAAGUUCCCCCAAAAAAGCUAGACCACUGUCACCAACGAACUCUAUAACACUAUAUAGCAAUAUAAUCAACUCUGUCUGAAAUACAAGACAAAGUCGGAGAAUGUACAUUGACAGUAAAAUUGAAACUAAAAUUGAAUGUUAAUAAUAAACUAUGAAAUGAGGACAACAA
This is a messenger RNA of Biomphalaria glabrata, 2670 nucleotides long. Its product is annotated as sodium- and chloride-dependent glycine transporter 1-like. The coding region runs from base 472 to 2580 and encodes 702 amino acids. The transcript has 12 exons. The record is from RefSeq and is a predicted model, not a curated record. NCBI's taxonomy places the organism in Eukaryota, Metazoa, Mollusca, Gastropoda, Planorbidae. Gene Ontology annotation, biological process: sodium ion transmembrane transport. Gene Ontology annotation, cellular component: membrane.